AUGAGACUGCUGGGCAGCAUUGCCGUGGCGCUCUGUUUCCAGCUCUGCCAGGCCAAAAUCGUCACGUAUGAUUUCAAUCUUACUUGGGUAACGGCGAAUCCGGAUGGCCUCCAUGAUCGCAAAGUGCUUGGCGUGAAUGGUCAAUGGCCGCUACCUGUCAUUGAGGUUGAAAAGGGGGACCAGCUUGUGGUCAAUAUGCACAAUGGUCUUGGGGACAAGAGAUCGAGUAUUCACUUCCAUGGCAUGUACCAAAACGGCACCAACAACAUGGACGGUCCUUCGAUGGUCACUCAAUGCCCUGUCAUGCCUGGUUCCUCUUUUACAUAUAACUUUACGGUGGACCAGGUCGGCACUUACUGGUAUCAUUGCCACACCGAUUGGUGUUAUCCCGAUGGAGAGCGCCAGGCGCUUAUUGUCCAUGAUAAAGAUGCAUAUUUCAAUGAUGAGGUUGAUGGCGAAAUGGUCGUGACCAUGAGUGACUGGUAUCACAACAUGACGGAAGAUCUUCGCUAUUCAUUCCUAUCCCCUACAAAUCCGGAUGGUGAUGAGCCUGUUCCAAACGCGUUCUUGUUCAAUGAUACGUUGAACUCAAUUCUCCCAGUUGAGCCUAAUAAGACCUACUUGAUUCGUCUGAUCAACAUUGGUGCUUUUGUCAGCCAAUAUUUUUAUAUUGAAGACCACUCUUUCCGCAUUGUGGAGAUUGAUGGCGUGUAUACGGAGCCUACGGAGGCAGAUUUGCUGUAUAUCGGCGUUGCCCAGCGGUAUUCCAUUCUGGUUACUACCAAGAGCACCGCAAACAAGAACUAUCCGAUUGUUAUGGUCGCCGACUCUCUAUUACUUGACUCUAUUCCCGAUACUCUCAAGCUGAACCAGACAAACUGGCUACAAUACGACGCAGAAGCUGCCCACCUUCAAGCUGUGCUGAAUGUCAGCUCCUCUGCGGACCUUUAUCCAUUCGAUGACAUGAAGCUCUAUGCAUACGACCAAAUGGAGCUUCUUCCCGAGCCUGACAUCAGCAUCACAGUCAAUGUUGUCAUGCAGGAAGCUAGUAACGGCGACGGCUACGCGUACUUCAAUAACAUCUCGUACACCAAGCCUAAGGUUCCAACCCUGUUCUCAGUCCUGUCUUCCGGCGAUCUUGCAACGAACCCCGAAGUCUAUGGAACGUACACCCACCCAACCGUUCUAGGUCACAACCAGAUUGUUGAGGUGGUCGUCAACAACAAUGACACGGGCGCACACCCCUUCCACUUGCACGGUCACAACUUCCAGCUCAUUGAUCGUUAUCCAUCCUACGGCAAAGACUUCUUCGAUUAUGCGGAUACCGACUACCGCGUUACCUAUGAUCCUUCAAAUCAUACUGCUUUCCCUAAGAUCCCUGCUCGCAGAGAUACUUUUGUUGCUCCACCACAGGGCUACUUUGUUGUCCGCUUUGUUGCGGAUAACCCCGGUGUCUGGUUUUUCCAUUGUCAUAUUGACUGGCAUUUGAUGCAGGGAUUGGCUAUGGCGUUUAUUGAAGCGCCUCUGCAGAUUCAGGAGCGGGUGUCUAUUCCCCAACAGCAAUAUGAUGUGUGCAAGGCUGCUAGUAUUCCCACUGAGGGUAAUGCUGCAGGAAACACGACUGAUUAUCUCAACUUAAGCGGGCAGAAUGAGCAGGUGCCUAUUUAG
Messenger RNA from Penicillium verhagenii, 1668 nucleotides. RefSeq lists its product as uncharacterized. The coding region runs from base 1 to 1668 and encodes 555 amino acids. The record is from RefSeq and is a predicted model, not a curated record. Gene Ontology annotation, molecular function: ferroxidase activity; copper ion binding. NCBI's taxonomy places the organism in Eukaryota, Fungi, Ascomycota, Eurotiomycetes, Eurotiales, Aspergillaceae. Gene Ontology annotation, cellular component: high-affinity iron permease complex. The transcript has a single exon. Gene Ontology annotation, biological process: cellular response to iron ion starvation; reductive iron assimilation.